Molecule: messenger RNA, 2453 nt
Organism: Oppia nitens
Lineage: Eukaryota; Metazoa; Arthropoda; Arachnida; Sarcoptiformes; Oppiidae
Exons: 4
Coding region: 49-2376 (775 amino acids)
Biological process (GO): regulation of transcription by RNA polymerase II
Molecular function (GO): DNA-binding transcription factor activity, RNA polymerase II-specific; RNA polymerase II cis-regulatory region sequence-specific DNA binding
Source: RefSeq, a predicted model, not a curated record
UGGUCUGAAUAAUCGGUAAAAAUCGGGUGAAAACCAAAAUCAAAUCAAAUGUCUGUCAAAGUUAUCGGUGGCCGACAACAGCUAACAAAGUGUCCGAAAAAUCAACAAAAAUCCGAGACUACUGUCCGUAUCAAAGCCGCCGCCGAUACUACUAAUCAAUCGGCAAUUGUUGGCCAAAAAUCAUUGCCGAAACAAACAAGUGGUGGCCAGAAGUCGUCGUCGAUGGUCAACAUCGGGUCGACAUUCAAUAUAGACACCAAUACUGUCAUAAUUCCCCAUAACUUCUUCGACUCAAGACAUCAAUUGUCGCCGACAUCGGCCGUCAGGCCAUUGAUUGUCAAGUUUGGACCGAAGAUGAUGGACACCAUUGGCGAUACAAACGGUAGCGAAACUAAUGGUACGGCCGUUACGUCGUCGUCAGCGAAGUCGAAGAAUAGGAUAACGAUAAUCAAACCGAAGACUAUUGACGGCUGCGAUGACGAGGAGGAGGAGGACGACGACGACGACAACAAUCAGCUAAUGUUUACAAAGACGACGACAACAACAACACCGUCGAUGAUGUUGUCGUUGACCGACAAAGUGUUUAAUGAAAGACAAUUAAAGACGUCGUUGUCGUCGACUAAGACAAUAGCUGUCACCACAACCACUGCUGCUGCUGCUGACAGUGUCAACGAUGAUAAUGACAGUCAUAAUCAUCGACAUCGACAUCAGCGACAACAUCAUAGUCGUCAUCGUCAUCAUCAUCAGCGCACUACUGGAUGUACAACAACAGUCAAUACUAGAGGCAAUGGCAUAUCAAUGGCACCAAAAGUGCCGAUUCAUCGGCUUCUGGGUUCGUCUCAUACAACAACCGCCGCCACCACCAGUAGUCGUACUGUUAGUAGUAGUAGUAGUAGUAGUAGUCGUAGUAAAACAUUGCUAAUGAAAAGGCGGAACAAAUUGCCAACAAAAGAGUUGUUGUUGUCUUUGUCAUCAUCGAUGUCGUCAUCGCCGAUGACAUCAUUGAUAUCGUCAUCAACUACUACUACCACUACUACUGCUACUACUACAGCAACACCAGCCGUGACAAAGCAAUUGGUGGUCGCAAAUGAAGUUGAAAAGUCUUUGUCGUCGUUGUCAUCGCUAUACUGGGAGUGCAAUCACUGUAAGAGACAGUUUGUAUCGAAACAGUCACUCAAUGAACACCACAGACUAACACAUCAUCACCAGAAACAACAACAACAACAACAAGCACUGGACAUAAUCACUCAUAGACAGCAUCAGUCCUCCUCCACCACCACCUCCUCCUCAUCAUCAUUGCUGAUAACAGACAUUACUACCACCGGUGCUGCUGCUGAUAGCCAACAACAGUUCCGGUGCCAGUGGCACGACUGUACCCAACAGUUUGAGACAAUGGACGCUUUCAGACUGCACGUCGAAUCGCAUGUCCAUCAAGUAGUUCGGGUGGGAUCGCCAUCAGCCGAUGUAGUGGAAACAUUGUUGUCCGCGUCGUCCUUAUCAGGCGAUGAUGGCCUCAACGGCGGCGGCGGCAGUGCCAGCGAUGACUACGACAUCGAUGAUGAUGAUGUCGAUGACGAUAACCACGAAAUUAUCAAUGAAAUUGUGAUACCAGAGAUUCAAAUAGACUACAAUACUAACGGUGAUAAUAAUGAUGAUGAUGAUGACCACCACCACCACCACCAAGUAGUGGCCGACAAUAAUAAUAGUGAUAACCAUUCAUUGGUGACCAACAACAACAACAAAAAGAGCCGACAAAUUAUACGACAUCGUCGUCGGACUACUACUACUACUACUACUGCCGGUAAUCAUAAUAAUCUAAAGAGUGAUAUAUUAGAUAAUAAGUUACUCAUCAGUGGUGGGGGUAGUGGUAGUAGUAGUAGUGGUAGUAAAUCGUUAUUUUCAUCGUCGGUAACAACACGGCAUUCCUCAUCAUCAUCAUCAAUGGGAGUACCGCUACUACAGUCGGCACUGGCGGCGGCCGCGGCAUCGGCUGCGGUGGUGGCGACAAACCCGCGCAGUUAUAGCUGUCCAGUGGAGGGCUGUUGCGCUGCUUAUACAAAAUCCAGUCAUCUGACCGCCCAUUUGCGCCGACAUACAGGAGAGAAACCGUAUGUCUGUAAUUGGCCCGACUGUGACUGGAGGUUCUCCAGGUCCGAUGAACUGUCCCGACACAAGCGGUCGCAUACGGGCGAGAAGACACACGUUUGUCCGUUUUGUUCAAAAGGAUUUUCCCGAUCCGACCACUUAUCCAAACAUUUUCGGGUCCACAAACUCGAACUGCCCGACGGUCUCGAUGUUAAGCAUUUAAUUAAAAACUCGCGCAAAACAAAAACACCGACAAUAAUAACACCGAUGACAACGACAACACGUUUUUAAAAAAAAAAAAUUAUGUUUUGUUAAACAAAUCAAUCAACAAAAAAAUACAUAAUUUUUAAAACUAUAAUUGAUCUGAA